AUGAACACCUUUGUUGUACAAAAUGUUCACUCACUCUCACUAUUAUCAAAUUCACCACUUUCUCUAACUCCUUCCUUGUUUCAUCACCAGGUUCGUUUUUCCAUUCUUCCCAAUCGCAGACCAAUAACCAGAAGUUUCCCCAACUUCAACAUGGCUCUAUCUGCAGAAACCCUAGGUUUUGAGCAAAAGAGAGUCGUAAUACCCAAUAAACACGGUGAAAAACUAGCUGGCAUAUUGCAUGAUUCUGGAACUAAACAGAUUGUUAUCUUAUGUCACGGUUUUCGAUCCUCUAAAGAAUCCAAUACCAUAGUGAACCUUGCUGCUGCAUUGGAAAAAGCUGGAAUCAGUUCUUUCCGCUUUGACUUUUCUGGAAAUGGGGAAAGUGAUGGUUCGUUUCAGUAUGGUUACUACUGGAGAGAGGCUGAUGAUUUACAUGCUGUGACUCAACAUUUCCAUGGAUUAAACCGUCUGGUGACUGCAAUUGUUGGGCAUAGUAAAGGUGCUGGAGUGGUGCUUCUCUAUGCUUCAAAAUAUAAUGACGUCAAAACAGUCGUCAAUAUCUCUGGACGCUAUGAUCUGAAGGCAGGAAUUGAAGAACGCCUUGGAAAAAAUUAUAUGGAGAGAAUUAAGGAGGAUGGUUUCAUUGACGUGAAGAGGCCAGGAAGUUCCGACUACCGCGUGACUCUGGAAAGUUUGCUAGAUCGCUUAAAUACAAAUAUGCAUGAAGCAUGCCUUCAGAUUGAUACAGAAUGCAGGGUCCUUACGGUUCAUGGUUCUUCAGACACAGUUAUAUCUGUUGAAGAUGCAUUUCAGUUUGCUCAGAUUCUACCAAAGCAUACAUUACAUAUCAUAGAAGGAGCUGAUCAUUCCUACACUAGUCACCAAACCGAGCUAGCUUCGUUAGUUGUCAACUUCAUAAAAUAA
Lathyrus sativus (Indian pea) is the source of this 924-nucleotide messenger RNA. The record is from the annotation of a GenBank genome assembly. NCBI's taxonomy places the organism in Eukaryota, Viridiplantae, Streptophyta, Magnoliopsida, Fabales, Fabaceae.